This is a messenger RNA of Homarus americanus (American lobster), 1409 nucleotides long. RefSeq names its product tektin-1-like. The record is from RefSeq and is a predicted model, not a curated record. Gene Ontology annotation, cellular component: microtubule cytoskeleton; nucleus. The coding region runs from base 54 to 1409 and encodes 451 amino acids. NCBI's taxonomy places the organism in Eukaryota, Metazoa, Arthropoda, Malacostraca, Decapoda, Nephropidae. The transcript has 9 exons. Gene Ontology annotation, biological process: cilium movement involved in cell motility; cilium assembly.
GCUCAUGAUCUUCUUACAGGUUUACGAUCUUACAGGCUGACGACCUACCCACUAUGGCUCUAUUGGGUCGUGACCGUCGUGUGUCGCGGUCAGAGUACACCCGUGAUUACUACCGCCCCUCCUCCUCCAUUACCGCACCUUCCCUCACGCCCCAGGAACAGCCUUACGCCCCUCCAGUCCCGCCUAGGAGACCAGGACAGGGAGGAAGUAACGCCUGGGUCCUGCCACCACCAAUAAAUCCGUCGAUAUGGCGCGCCUCUCACUCUGCCAAACUCCAUGAUUCCCACGCCCACGCCUCCCACGCCCAGCGAACCCGAGCCGAAAACAGACGUCUAUGUGAUGAGACAGAGCGACUGACGGUCAAUCAUAAGAGUGAGGUGGAGCGUCGCUUGGCGGACCGGGUGUGUGACAUCACCUUCUGGAGGGAGGAGUUAGCAGCCCGCCACACCGCUAUGGACCAUGACGCCACCAACCUCAACACCCUUAAGGACAGACUUAAUAAAGCUCACGACCUUUACAUGCGUCCAUUACAAGUAGCUUACCAGUGUAUUGAGAUCCGACGUGGGCGUGUAGGCGUGGAGGGCGUGGAGGACGAGGCGUUGACAGCGCUACGUCAGGAGGUGAAGGAGGUGACAAGAUGCCGUGAGGCCUUAGAGAGAACCAGUGCUGACACCGCUCAUCAGAUUCGCCGAGUGUUGUCAUGCCGCUACCACCUGGAGAAGAACCUGCUGGACAAAGACACCGCCCUUCGUGUCGAGGAGGCCACCACUAACCUCACGCCCACUGCACCGCCCACCGCCAUCAUCCCAAAGCAGACCAUCGAUCCCAGCCCAAUCUCGGUGGAGUGGUGGUGCGAGGUUGGUGUAAAGCUGCUGAAGAGAAGUGACGACGAACACCAACUUUCAGAGCAGAUCACAGCCUUGGCGGAGGAUAUCCUGGUGGCUACUGCACGCCAUCUACGGGAGCGUCUGGAACACACUGACCACUGCCUGAAGGAGAGGAUCCUUGACACCCGCCACGCCAAGACCCUUCUGGAGGAACAGCAUGCUAAGCUGGUGGAAGAGGAGAGCCAGCUGGAGCAGAGUCUGGUAGAGGUGGAGGACCAGCUGGAAGCGAAGAGAGGUCCUCUUGCCUUGGCUCAGACCCGCCUCCACACACGUACACUGAGACCCAACAUAGAGCGUACCAGGGACGAGGUAGAAGCAGCACUACUGAAGGAGGUGGAAGAACUGGAACUCACCAUCUCACGCCUGACCUCUGCUGCUGAACACACUCGUAACCAUCUUCAGCAACUCAGGUCAACCCGGGUCAGCCUCCAGCACGAUAUCAACCUCAAAGCAAAGACGUUACUGCUGGACGAGGUGAAGGUUAUGGCACUGAGAGACACUGUCACCAUCGACACACACUGA